UAUUUCGAUCAGUGUGGAUCUUAAGGGGCCAACGUCUAAUUGUGUUGACUUUGGUGAUAUCAUGGUUUGUAAUGAGUUUUUGGGUGUGGAUGUUGUCGACGAACUUCAGUCUUACAUCGAACGUCAGAUGCGCGGUAUUGUAUCACGGAAAAGUUUUAGUAGCACACCUGAUAUUGGUGUCGGUAAAAUGAGGGUCAAAUUAACAUGUAUGUCUUCACCACACUUUUGUUUUCAUUGUUAGCUGAAUAUUAUCCAGUGGACCGUCAUUCGGCCAACAUAGUUUCUAGAGCUGUUAAAAACCUAUCUCAUGAACUUGAUCAAGUUGUUUCGCAAACUUUUAAUCAUCCUGAUUAUGCCAAAACCAGAAUAAAAUCCAUUAUGCGAGAUUUUGAGAACACGGUUGCAGAUUUAUGCAACCAGUAUUCUAAACAAGCUACAAUGGCGAAAAAUUUCCCGUCUCUCUCAUCAAUUAAGUUGGGUAGUGUUUAUGCUUGGGCACGAGAACAGUCAGUAGCAAAAUUUAAUGAUCUACAGAUGUGUCCAGAGCUGCGAAAAACCCGUUUACGUUUAUGUCGAAAGUUGUCUCGUUUAGUACGUUUAUCUAAGUCAUCCAAACAACGGGGUCAAUCUCAUCCUUUGCUUGUCAGUUUACGACAUGACUUAAUGAAAAUACGAUCACGUGCUACAGGGAAAGUAUUUAUAGACAAACCUGUGAUUAUGACGCUUCCUUCAGACACUACGUUUGUUGCAUCUGAAAAACCUAUAAUUCAAUCGAAACUUGCUGUUGUAUUUGAAAAGUUGGCCGAUCAAAUCACAGAUCUUCUUCUUCCAAUUUCACAUCUAAUUCCAGGUAUUUCAAUCAUAAAACAUGCUGAUGAUGCUGCAAAAUGUCGAGAAAAUUUACGUACACAAGUUAUGUUAGCUUUGCAAGGUUUUUAUUCUCAUUACGAAGACAUUAAUGAAGAAGGUAAUACAUAUGAAUUUAAACAGAAUAAUUCAUUCAUUAAUCGGGAUGGUGAUAUUGAUGAUGAUGAUCCUAUGAAUGGAAAUUAUGAUCCAUUCGAUAAAUUUGAAUCUAGUUCUGAUGAUAAUGACUUGACUGGAGAGAAGUUAACAGUCCACUUAAAUCCUGCUAUCAUUCAAGCUUCACUUGAUCGAUAUGAUCAUUUCAAUUGGAAUAAACAUAAACAACAGCAAUCUACAUCGAAUCGUUCAAAAGAACACACAACAGAACAACAAUCCACCAACAACAGUCUCAGACAAUCUACAUUGAAAUCUGUUAAAUUAUCGAAUUUAAAAGAAAAAAUAGAAUUAAUUCAACCUACUAUGAAUAAUGUAAUUGAUGAGAAACCAAUAGAAGCCAAUGUUGAAGUUCAAUUCAAUAAUAAUCAUAAUAAUAACAUUUCAAUUGAAUCAGAAUCUCAGCUGACUAGAACUAAUGAACACAAUGAAGAAAUAAGAAGAGGAAGAGAAGAAGGAGACAAUCAAAUCACUGAUAAUAAUCAUGAAAAUCAAUACAUUAAAUCUAUAGAACAUUUCAGUAAAUCAAUAAAAUCAUCGCAUUCUAACAGUAAAGUGAGUAGUACUAGUAGUAGUGGUAGUAAUAGUAGUAAUGCUAAUCAUAGUAGUAGUAACAGUGGUAGUAGUAGUAGUAGUGUGAGUAGUAGUAAGAGUAGUAAGAUUAAGAUUAAGAGUAGUAGUAGAAAUAAUGGAUUUACACGAAAACGUACAAAUCGUCGUUCACUUCGUUUACAUCAUCAUCAUCAUCAUCAUGAUCAUUAUUGUACACCAUCGGAUAAUACAAGUUGUUCUGAAGGUGAAGUACUGUCGGACAGUGAAGACGAAGAUCAUCAUUAUCGUCAUCAUUUAACUGAUAAUGAUUGUCUUGAUGAAAAAGAAGAAAUUGUUGAUAUUCGUGAAAAAUUGGAAUUAAUCACUGAAACAGAUAAAACUACUACUAACAAUCAUAAUAAUAGUAAUAAUAGUAAUCCCAAUGAAGAUUUAGUACGUUUUAUGGAGGUGACAACAACAGCAGCAACAACAUUUCCCGAUGCAUUACAAAUGAUGAAUACAUCGAAUAGUGAAAUUGAUAUGACUGAAUUAGAAAUUAUGGAUGAAUGGGGUCUAACAACAACAACAACAGCAACAACACUGUCGAUGAAUCGUUUAGAUACAUCAACAACUGCACUAAGUGAUAUCAGUCUUCCAGUUGACAAAAAAGAGUUGAAACUCAUUUCAAUCGAUAAUGAAAUAACAAAUUUAUUCAAUGAAUCCUUGGAAUUCUGUGCUAAAAAUCUACAUGAUUUAAUAUUACAAGUUGAAAAUAAUUGUCAUUUAAUUGGCAAUACCAAUGAACAUAAAACAAAUAAUGAACUAGUACAAUGGAAAAUUUGUUUGCCGCCUGACUUAGAAGCUCGUAUUGAAAGAACAGCAACGGCUUUUAAAGAACAUAUUGAUUCCGUAUUAAAUAAUUUAUUACAUACUACUGCAUCAAAUUGUAAAUCAUCAUCAAAUGACAAACGAAAAUCGCACAGUCAUCAACGUGUAUCCACAACAGCAGCAGCAGCACGUAGGCAACAGGCUGCUUCUCGACGUGGUUCUAGACUUCGUGGUAUGUUAUUAGCCUAUCAACAGGAUGCGGUGAAGAAACGUAUGAGCUCAACUAGUUUCGAUUGAAUAUGUAUAACAAUCAAAUUGAUAAUGAAAAAAAAUACAUGACUUUCAUGUUUAUCAUCUUUUCAAGUUUUUAAAUAUGAUUUGACUCAACUUUUUUUUCUUAACAUUUAAAUCAAACAACAUACUGAGAAGACUGAGGCAGGCUCGUUAGAUUGUAUUUCGCAAAUGUACACUCUUAGUCAAUUAAAAACGAAAACAUUACAUUGAAUACUCCUCUAUUUGCACACCAUCUUUGAGUCGUCGUGACUUACAACACUCCAUACUUCUUCUAUUCCUGUUGUUGCUUCCUUUCCUUCCUCUGUUGGUACUCCAUUUGCUUUCCGUUUUCCUCUUCUGACCGUGAGACUUCUUCUUUCACUUCCCUUCUUAUACUACUUAUAUCGUUCGUAUAAGUAGCACACACCACAAUGCUACUCACAAUUAUGAAUGUCUGUUUGAGAUUAUUGUAUAUUAUUUAGUGUUUGAAAAUAUACUUGUACGGUAUGA
Schistosoma turkestanicum is the source of this 3162-nucleotide messenger RNA. The record is from the annotation of a GenBank genome assembly. Lineage: Eukaryota; Metazoa; Platyhelminthes; Trematoda; Strigeidida; Schistosomatidae.